AGCUCUUGUUCGGCUGCGUGCUUCAACGCAACUCGGCUGUUAAGUGUGUAAAAUCUGGCUUGUUUUCCUCGCCUCGAGAAAUUCCGUUUGCACUGGAGGCCUGGCUUUAGCAUCCGUCACGGACUUUAUGGAGAGGUGGAGACAUACAUGGAUACUGGCGUGUUCGACGGUGCCACUGGACAUCACCGGCUAUCUGAGAGGGCACUGCAAGGAGUGCGAAUGCAGUGGUUUUCAGCGCCUUGUUGAUCUGGCCAUGACAAGGUACCUAUUGGCUGGUGCAUUCUCUGUGGACACUCGCCUGCCUCAUAUGGACCUCUCGUCAGCCUCUAUGAGGGUGCCCAAGACGGAUAUCUGGAGGAAGCUGAAUCUUGCAGUGCACCACAACAGCCUUUUGCUAGGCAAAUAUGUGGCCAGUGGUCAACAGACACCACCACUUACCCAGAAAGAGGGCCUGCGCAAUCUGUCGAAGAUUAUUCUUUGACAGUGCACCAGACAAUGAAGUUCGGCACUCAGGAAGUGCUUCCGC
Molecule: messenger RNA, 526 nt
Organism: Rhipicephalus sanguineus (brown dog tick)
Lineage: Eukaryota; Metazoa; Arthropoda; Arachnida; Ixodida; Ixodidae
Exons: 3
Coding region: 128-481 (117 amino acids)
Source: RefSeq, a predicted model, not a curated record